Messenger RNA from Paramormyrops kingsleyae, 1406 nucleotides. It is a transcript of the gene mfap2, whose product is annotated as microfibril associated protein 2. Gene Ontology annotation, biological process: embryonic eye morphogenesis. NCBI's taxonomy places the organism in Eukaryota, Metazoa, Chordata, Actinopteri, Osteoglossiformes, Mormyridae. The record is from RefSeq and is a predicted model, not a curated record. Gene Ontology annotation, cellular component: microfibril.
GGGGGAGAUUGGGGCAUAGGAGGCGGGGUGGUAGAGUGUGGCGAUCAGGGAGACCGCGCUUCAGACGGACGCAGAGACCGGAGGAGCGACGGAACGAACUCCAAAGAAAGAGAGAGAGUGAGAGAGCGUACCAGAUUCUGUCUACCUCCACGACCUGAGCGACCAUGUGGACCAGCUGCCUGCUGCUUUUCAUGCCCGGCCUCCUGUUUGCCCAGCAACAAGAAUCAGCCGAAGAUUUUUACACCGGUCAGUACUUCCGUCUGGAUGAUUACGACUAUGGAACUGCAUUUCCUGUGGAUCCCAACGGUUCCCCCAGGCAGGUGCUGCCAUCCCCUCAGCAGCAGCAACAGCAGGUCCUGCAGCAGAUUUCAGGGCCCAGCCAGUCUGAAGAUGCUCAGACGGAGCCCACAGAGCCAGGUCCGCUGGACUGCAGGGAGGAGCAGUACCCGUGCACGAGGCUGUACUCUGUGCACAAGCCGUGCAGGCAGUGCCUCAACAGCCUGUGCUUCUACAGCCUACGCAGGGUCUAUGUGGUGAACAAGGAGGUGUGCGUGCGGACAGUGUGUGCCCACGAGGAGCUUCUCAGAGCGGAUCUCUGCCGUGACCAGUUCCCACGGUGCGGCGUAGCGGCGUUGACUGGCCAGUGUGGGGCACUGGGAAGCAGCUGUGGGAAGAGCUGUGGCGGCUGUUAGGGGGGGCGGGGGCAGACGGAUACAGAGGCUGGAUCUCUCCUGCCCUGGGAACCAGCCUUCCUCUCCUCUCCAGUCCUCCAUCUGGGACCAAAGACUCACCAGACUGCUUGUCUUUCAUCAGAACCCCUUUUCGUAACUCCCCCCUAAUAUUCACCCCCCACCCCUUUAUACAUAUGUAAAAAAUAUAUACUUUUAUAUCCUAAAAACUGUUUGAUGUCACUGGUGCUAAAAACCAAUGGUACAAUCGUUCGAUGCACAUAAGUAGAUGAUACCCUUUGUACACAGUACUCUGUGGGAUAGCUGUUUUAUGUUGUACUGUACAUUUUAUUCUUUAUUGGUGCUUUUUGUGCGUCUCUCAUUACUAUGUUCAUGAAACCAGUACAGAGCGUCGACGGUUAACGCGCUGGGAAGGAUGGUGUGCUCACAGCUGUCAGAAUGGUGCUGCCUUAUCAAACAUUCAUAAUUAUUAUUAAUGCACAGAACCAAAGCAGCUAAUAAUAUAAAAAAAAAUAAAAAAUAGACUGGCAGGCUGUUUCAUCUCCCCCGGCGACGGCGUCUUCGCUCAUUAAAGUAAAUAUCACACAGUGAGUCGUUUCUUUUUUAUUUUAAAGACACACAUCGGCGGCCAUAGAGGCUUGGGGACCCUGGCUGUUACUGUACUACUGCUAUGUCAAAACCUUUUUUAAGAAAUACAAGAAAAAAAACUUUUCUUAA